Molecule: messenger RNA, 2040 nt
Organism: Penicillium angulare
Lineage: Eukaryota; Fungi; Ascomycota; Eurotiomycetes; Eurotiales; Aspergillaceae
Product: fungal specific transcription factor domain-containing protein
Exons: 6
Coding region: 1-2040 (679 amino acids)
Biological process (GO): regulation of DNA-templated transcription; DNA-templated transcription
Molecular function (GO): DNA-binding transcription factor activity, RNA polymerase II-specific; DNA binding; zinc ion binding
Source: RefSeq, a predicted model, not a curated record
AUGAUUCUGGCGCCGGAAGGCGAAAGAAUAUACGAGCUGCCUGCAAUCAUUGCAAACGGCGAAAACUCAAGGCAGUGUUCUGGAGGCACACCAUGUGACCAAUGCCAGAAAUCAGGUCUGGAUUGCAGUGUCGACGAAGAAGGCGAUCAGCGUCGGAAGAAGGUGCUCAAACGCAAGUUCGACUCUGUUUCGGAGCGGGGAAAGCUCCUCGAUCGUCUUGUCAACACACUGCAGGAAACAGACCGAAUCAGGGCUGCACAGAUAAUGAAUUUGAUCCGCAGUCAUGCUUCCUUGGAGGAAGUUCAAUCAUUCAUGGACGACAUUAUGGACCAACCAAAAUUAGAAAAAACGCCGGAGCUCGUUGAGAUUUAUUCUGGAGUGAGAGACUUGACUGAAACUCACAAACGUACCUCAUUAGAGACUCUCGAUCAGCCGCGAUUGUCGGAGUCCAUAAUGAUUCAAGUGCCGGCCCACCCAUGGACGGCCAUCACUAGUGACAGCGAAUUUGUUUCUCAUCUGAUUUCAUUGUGGUUUAGUUGGUCACAUCCCUUUUUGAACUGGCUCGACCGAGAUCUAUUCAUCCGCGACAUGCAAUCUGGAAAUAUCGAAUCUGAGUUUUGCUCACCAUUUCUAGUGAAUAUAAUUCUAGCAGAUGCUUGCGCAUACUCCGAUUACCCUGAGGCAUAUGCUAUCAGUGGACAGUCAUGGUCUCGUGGGUUGCAAUUUUACAAAGAGGCGAAGCAUCAUCUGGACCGGAUGGAAGGUAAAGCGACAGUAUCCUAUGUCCAAGGACUCGGGGUUCUGUAUGUUUGUACCUGUAUGAUGGGCAAAGAUCGCAGUGGCUGGAUUUACCAUGGUCAACUUGUGCACGCCGUUCAAGAACUUGCUCAGAAUCAUCAUCCCGCCGAGUCAGAUUCUGAUCAAACUACACUCCGUACUUCACAGGCCACCGACACGGUUAUUUGGGGAAUAUUCAAUCUAGCCUCAAUGACCGCUCUGUCAUACCAGAAAAGGGGGUCGCUCACAAUACCGAAUCAUCCAUAUCCUCCUAUUCGCCAAGAUGUUCAUCGCGAAAAGUGGACAAAUUAUCCUCUCCAAUCGGAUCAAAUCACAUCGCAUAGCCAAUGUCUUUUUAAUGCAUUCUGCAAGCUGAGCGUCCUUACAUACGAGCUCAGCUGGUUGUUCUUUGGCAAAGAUAAGGCGCGCUUGAACAAGAAGUUUGUAGAAUCAACUGAAAACGUGUACAAUCGCUUAUACGGAUGUCUCAAAUAUCACACCAUUAUCCAAACAGUUUUUGGGUUUCUGAGAGGGUUGCCGCGGGAAGAGAACGACAACGAAACGGAAUCCGUUGAGUGGGAAGACAAGAUACAUGAAAGAGCGCAACAAAUUUGUUUUGCAUCCGCAAGAGAGUGCGGGCAGUUAAUUGAUGCGCAUCGGGAUGGAUGGGGGUUCGAUCGGAUGUCGCCAGUCAAUGUUCACUGGAUCACGGUCUCCAUGUUCACCCUGCUUCAGGAUUUGGAAAAUGAGGCGAGCUGUAAAGCCUUCGUAAAUUUGAGUGUCGGUGCGAAGGCUUUCGCCAAUCGAUGGCCGCUGGGAAAGGCAAUGUUGCGACUGGUGCAAGUAACGGCCAAGCAAAUGGAAGUAAAGUUGCCAUCCGAGACGGAUGCUCUGUUUAUUGACUUUGAAACAAGGAUAUGGAAUAUUGAGGACCGCAAACUUUUGAGUAGCCAGUAUCCCAACUUCGCACACUCAAUGAAGCGUGGUCAGGUCGAUGAAAUCGAAAUGGAUGCAUUCUUGGCCAAAUUCGAUGAUUUGUAUGUUGAAAGCGACAAGUCAGAGCCCGAGGAGGACGCCUAUAGUGGCUCAGGUGUGGAAUUCGGUUCCACCGGGGAUUCAGAGAUCGAUUUAUAUACCGAGGAUGGAUAUGGACGCGAGGAAGAAGAGUGCGAUAGUGGUGGCGAAGAUGAAAGCGAUGACAGCGACGAGGAUGAGGAGGACGAAACACAAUAUGACUCGGUAAUCAAUUUUUCAGAGUCCUAG